This is a messenger RNA of Olea europaea var. sylvestris, 852 nucleotides long. RefSeq lists its product as uncharacterized. The transcript has 2 exons. The record is from RefSeq and is a predicted model, not a curated record. Bases 1 to 852 code for a protein of 283 amino acids. Lineage: Eukaryota; Viridiplantae; Streptophyta; Magnoliopsida; Lamiales; Oleaceae.
AUGCCGAGUUAUGCCAAAUUUAUGAAGGACAUUCUUUCAAACAAAAGAAAACUUGAAGAACAUAAGACAGUAAUGCUAACGGAAGAGUGUAGUGCUAUCCUUCAAAAGAAGUUAUCACUAAAAAUCAAAGAUCUAGGGAGUUUUACUAUUCCAUGCACUAUUGGAGAUUUAAAUUUUAGUCAAACUUUAUGUGAUCUUGGUGCCAAUAUUAAUUUGACGCCUUUGUCUAUUUUUAGAAAGCUAGGAUUGGGAGAAGCUAAGGCCACCACUGUAUCAUUACAAUUGGCUGAUCGAUCAAUUAAAUAUCCUCGGGGUGUCAUUGAGGAUGUAUUGGUUAAGGUAGACAAAUUCAUAUUUCCAGCCGAUUUCAUAAUUCUUGACAUGGAGGAGGAUCAUGACAUCCCUAUCAUUUUAGGACGACUGUUUCUUGCCACCGAAUCUGAUUCAUGCCUUCGAGUGGAUGUUGUUGAUCAUGUGGUUGCCGAGUCUUUUUACAGGCUUUCUAAAAAUCCUCUAGAAACAUGUCUUGUUUGUCCUUCGGCUAUCAAAGAGGAAGAUCCUAAAGUUGAGCAUUUGGUACACUAUUUGGAGGCUACACCUUCUCGGUCUUAUAAGAGAGCACAAAAUUAUGAAGACUUGGAAAAGAGCUCUUCACCACCACUGCCAUCUUUUCAGCAGGCACCUAUACUUGAUUUGAAGCCUCUUCCAUCUCAUUUGAGGUAUGCUUAUUUGGGAGAGUCAUCUAUGCUUCUGGUUAUCAUUGCUAAUUCCUUAAAUGAAUUGGAGGAAGAGAAAUUACUUCAGGUGUUGAGGGAGCACAAGGGAGCCAUUGGUUGGACUAUUGCAAAUUAA